Messenger RNA from Racocetra persica, 565 nucleotides. NCBI's taxonomy places the organism in Eukaryota, Fungi, Glomeromycota, Glomeromycetes, Diversisporales, Gigasporaceae. The record is from the annotation of a GenBank genome assembly.
AUGAGAAAUCCGCCUCCAUCAAGGUCGUUAUCAAAUGAAAUUACAAAUAUAAGUACCGAAGUAAAAAGGAAUAGAAAGAUACCAUUUUCACAACAGACGCCUCAAGAAAGAAUUAAAAGAACUAGACGGUAUGAGAGGAAUAAAAUUAUUUAUAAGGAUUAUAGGACUGUUAAUUUUGAAUUGCUAGAAGACUUUCCAAAAUGGUUGAAAGGUUUAAAAUACCAAAAAUACGCACCAUGUUUUGAGGGGUUGCAUUGGCGAGAAAUUAUAGAGUUAGAUGAACUUGGAUUAUUAUACAGUGGUGUUUAUAGGUUAGUUGUUAGAAGAAAUUUGUUAAUGGAGUUUAUGUUUAUUAAACGAACUUUGAGUGAGAUGGACAAAACAUUUAAAAGUCCUUCAGCCUUGACAGUAACUUCCCAAUUAACAUCAUUUCAAAGCAAUAAUUCAUCCACACCUACUCUUAGUUCUCAGCCAAAUAGUUUUUCAUUGUUGCAUUCAAAACAGGAAUCAAAUCAAAAUUAUGAAAAUAAAGAUAAUAAUGUGGAUGAUGAAGAAAUACUCACAA